AUGGCCGCGGCUAAAACAGUGGAUUUGGCGGAAGCACUGGCCCUGGGCCCCCCCUGGCGACAUCUUUGUUACGUGAUGCUGUAUGCGCCCAAUCCAAAGAAGCUCUUCGGCGGCCGCAUCCCACUGCGCUAUUCCGUACUGAUGUACAUGCGCUUUGAUGGACGACUGGGCUUCCCUGGAGGUUUUGUGUCCGAUAACAGCCCCACCCUGGAGGACGGGUUGAAUGACGAACUGCUGAAGAGGCUGGGUGAGGGUGUGUCCACUUUCAGUGUGGUCCACAACGACUACCGAAGCACCCUCAGCGAUGACAAGUCGAAAGUGGUGGCCCACUUCUAUACUAAGUGUCUGACCCUAGAGCAGCUCCAGGCUGUGGAAGCCAAGGCACCGCUAGCCAAAGACUAUGGAUUGGAGGUCUUCGGCCUGGUGCGGGUGCCCCUGUAUAUCUUGCAGGAUGGCGUGGGAGGCCUGCCCGCUUUCCUAGAGAAUUCUUUCAUUGGUGCUUCCAGGGAGCAGCUCCUGGAAGCCCUCCAGGACUUGGGAAUUCUGGAUCCUGAAACCAUCUCAAUCCUAAAGGAACGAAUUAUACAAAGGAGGCUGAGAUGA
Molecule: messenger RNA, 603 nt
Organism: Alexandromys fortis (reed vole)
Lineage: Eukaryota; Metazoa; Chordata; Mammalia; Rodentia; Cricetidae
Product: U8 snoRNA-decapping enzyme-like
Exons: 3
Coding region: 1-603 (200 amino acids)
Biological process (GO): sno(s)RNA catabolic process; mRNA catabolic process
Cellular component (GO): nucleus
Molecular function (GO): snoRNA binding; phosphodiesterase decapping endonuclease activity
Source: RefSeq, a predicted model, not a curated record